CAUAGAGAGAAAAGAGCGAUUCACUAAGAUAAAAGAUUUGUGUGUUAGGAGGUAUAAACUCGUGAGAUACCCCUGUGAUCACCUUGCCUCCCGUAUUCAAGUGUUCAAUUGUUGUGUAUGGAUACAUUAGUAGUUAGUUUGGCUUCCAUUCACGGAUCAUGUGCCUUGUUUAGACCGAGCGCGACCUCCAGACAGCCCUACACAACAAAUGAUUAUUUGCCUCGAUGCGAUUGGUGCAUUGUCACUUUGUGUCACGGGUGCUAGAUUGGGUUGAAGUCGAGUGCGCCGCACACAGUCGGCUUGUUGGCUCACAAGUUGCUCUCCCCUGCACUACACGACGCAGACAUGAGCGAAGUAGACUUCAAUGCACUGAACUUCGUUCAUUUGAAAGACUCUGGCCGACAUAAGGAUCCUCUUACCCCUGAGGACAUUGAAGGAAACAAAUGUCUACAGUGUGGAAACAUUUGUAGGGGUUUUAGUGUGCACCCAUGGAGGAAAUUCUGUAACUCCUGCAAGUGCCCCCAUGAGCUUCAUGUGCUCUCCACCAACAACAAUGACCAAAAUACCCCAGAAGAGCGCAUGGGGGUGGAGGAGGAGGACCCACCCAUGCUUCAGGGGUCCCACCUUCAGCAAGCGAUGAUGGAAGGAUAUGAAUGGGUACCAAGAGGCCUCACCAGUGAGGAGAUUCAAAUCUACAUGUCAUUGCUUCCUGAGGAUAAAAUCCCCAAGCUUAAGUCCCUUGGAGCCCAGCACAGAACCAAGCAACUGUCAUUACAAAUUCCUCUCCAAGACUUCUCCUCAAAGCACUGCAAGAAGCUUACCCUUGACCAGAAAAUGGCUAUGGAUGAUUUCUGUGAGAAGAGAAUCAAGACAGCACUAGGAGUAGGUGCUGUGCGCGCUUGCAUGGCCCAGCCCUCGACUUGCAAGCGAUGUAACGGACCUGUAAAUCCCGGUGACAUGGCAUUGUUUGCGGAGCGCCUCGGACCCGACAGCUGCUGGCACGUCAAGUGUUUUACAUGUGAAGAGGAUGGCGAGUUGCUGGUCGAUCUGAUUUACUGUUCGAAGGACGAUGAGAUUUACUGUUGCAGACACUGGGGUGAGAAGCUUAAGCCUCGAUGUGCCGGUUGCGAGGAGCUCAUCUAUGUGGGAGAAUAUUCGCAAGCGCUAGAGAAGAACUGGCACCCAGGCCACUUGUGCUGCUCCUACUGCGACGAAUCCCUGUCUAAUCAAAAGUUCGUGACGGUCGAAGGCAGUCCGUCGUGCUUCCGAUGUUACGACGAGAACUUCGCGAAUAGAUGCGAAGCGUGCGGGGAACCGAUCGGCCCAGGCUCCAAGGACGUAGACGUGCGCAGCAAGCACUGGCACGAGGGAUGCUUCAAGUGUUCGCAAUGCAGCAAGCAGUUGAUGAACGAAGGCUUCACGCUCAAAGACGAAAAACUGAUCUGCCAUGGCUGCCGCGGAAUCAACCCAUCCAAAGUGUGUGCCGCUUGCAACGGUGACUUCGCACCGGGGGAGAAGAAGGUUGGGUAUCAGAGCAAGACAUUCCACGACAAGUGCUUUAUCUGUGACGAGUGCAAGCAACCAAUCGGCAGCAAGCAGUUUAUACGAAGGGACGAACGUCGCCUUUGUAACAACUGCUUUGAUUCCAAGUUUGCCAAGGUAUGCGUCAAGUGUAACCAAGUAAUCAAGACUUCGUCCGUGCAGCACGCCGGUAGUACGUACCACAGCGAGUGUUUCACGUGCCAUCACUGCGACAAGCCGCUCGCAGGGAGCCCCUUCACCAAGCAAGAAGGCCGCAACGUGUGUCAGAACUGCUACCGAGAACGAUACGCCAAACGCUGCGGGGCCUGUCACAACCUUAUCGAGGGCAACACCAAGUUCGUGGCGUACGACGAGAAGUACUUCCACCGAGAGUGCUUCACGUGUUGCAAAUGCAACAAACCUUUGGCGGGCGAGAAAUUCCGCAUUCGAGACGGAGAGAAAAUCUGCUUACCAUGCGAUGACGAUUAAGGAUUCUUUUAGAGUACCCAUCUUCGAAAUAAACUGUUGCUGGAGGUCAGAGGAACGACCCCCGCGGGAUACCACGUUGCAUGCUUUCCCUUUGUUUUUAUUGGUGAGGCUCCAGAUAUUCUCUUUAGGAUAUUCUAGGCAUUGAAAGUUCAUGCCACAGAGCAACGAUUUUAGAUAUUAUUAGAAAGAUAAAAAUGCUUUCCUUUAUAGUGAGAAAACUAAGCGACUAGACCUUUGAAGCGGAGAAUUUCAGUACAGGACAAAUGUUGUCCUAUUCAUUGCUAGCUUUUUUAAGAGUUCUAAAUUAAAGACGAAUAUACACCGAGUGGAUAGAACUCUAGAAAAAAAAUGUUUACAAUUCAAAUUGAUAACCUCAUUUCGAGUAUUAGGGACAGAAGAAAAUGUAUUAUCUCGUAUUAAGAAGGUGUUGAGGUAAAACAAGUUUUUACUGUCUUAAUGAUAUAUUUACUGUUAAUAGACUACAAAUAAAAUUAUCUAGGAUUGCAUGAAGCUUGUAAAGACGUUAUUUUUGUUAGGAAUAGUUGACAUUAUUAUACCAUAGUUGACAUUUGUAGCUUUUACGUAAUUGUGUUGUAGCUUUCGUAGAUAACUUAUACUUGGAAAGUAUCUUAUGGCUUCUUCAGAGAAAACCAAAUAUGCCACAGGGUGGUUGGAAUACUAAAUGAGUACAAUUAUGUGUAGAAUAUUGUUCUUCAAUUAUUAAAUUAAAAAGACAAAGUAUCAAGAAA
This is a messenger RNA of Nematostella vectensis (starlet sea anemone), 2759 nucleotides long. Its product is annotated as testin. The record is from RefSeq and is a predicted model, not a curated record. Lineage: Eukaryota; Metazoa; Cnidaria; Anthozoa; Actiniaria; Edwardsiidae. The transcript has 8 exons. The coding region runs from base 346 to 2010 and encodes 554 amino acids. Gene Ontology annotation, molecular function: zinc ion binding.